Dermacentor andersoni is the source of this 3005-nucleotide messenger RNA. Its product is annotated as E3 ubiquitin-protein ligase makorin-1-like. The record is from RefSeq and is a predicted model, not a curated record. Gene Ontology annotation, molecular function: ubiquitin protein ligase activity; metal ion binding. NCBI's taxonomy places the organism in Eukaryota, Metazoa, Arthropoda, Arachnida, Ixodida, Ixodidae. Gene Ontology annotation, biological process: protein polyubiquitination.
AGUUCUGUCGGUCGACUUGCGUAAUGCAAGCGCUGAAUAAUGGUUAAGGCACUCUCGUAACGUUCCAUUCAUUCAUCGACAAAUGCUUUGCUUAAACGACAACUGUGUGUUCGCUUUGCCGCGUGGAAAUUCGCUCACGUUUACGGUCUCAUAACGUCGAGGAAACAUUCCCGCCUCGCUCGCGUAGUACUUUAAAUUGUGAAGAACACCAGCGCGGAUUGCGCAAGUCGGAGCCAGCAUCGACGGCUGACUCACAGAUCUCAGCGCCCUCAUCCAAAAUUGUCUAUUAAGGAAAGCAAGAUGGCGGAGGGCGGUUCGGAAGGUGUCCUAUGUAGAUAUUUCUUAAGUGGCGUGUGCAGAGACGGGCGUCGGUGCUUAUUUUCGCACGAUCGGUCGACGGGCCAGGUGGACAACGUGUGCCGUUAUUACCUCAAGGGCGAAUGCAUCUAUGGCACGCGGUGCAGGUACGACCACAUCCGGACCAAACCCCGGGCCGACAGCACCACACGGUCGGGGAGGGGGAGCCGAGGAACAAACCAGGGUAACCGGUCACAAAUAAGUCCACCCGAGGCAGCCACACCGGCUUGCUCAUCAUCCGUCAGCCGCGGACCACACACAGGGCCGUUGACGGUUCUUAAAAAGAACAACAAUGAGUCUUCCUGGAGCGGCGAUCCAACUUGCAAGACGGUGCACUCUUCUAGUUGGGCCGACGCGCCAGAGUUUGUCCCCAAAAGUGGAUUGCCAGCCAGAGCAUCAAAGUCGUACGCGUCCAUCGUACGACCCGAGGGCAGCGCUGAGAAGGCCCCGCCGAGCAAGGAGGCGUCUCUGCCGCUCUGCCCGUACGAGGUGGCCAGCGACGGCUGCCCGGUCGGCGCCAACUGCACCUACUUGCAUGGCGAGCUGUGCGACCUCUGCCAGAAGCCCUGCCUGCACCCCUACAACGAGGAACAGCGAUCGCAGCACAGAGAGGAGUGCGUCCAGCGGCACGAGCAGGACAUGGAGCUGUCGUUUGCGAUCCAGCGCAGCGCGGACAAGUGCUGCGGCAUCUGCAUGGACGUGGUGAUGGACAAGGAGCCCGCCUCGGAGCGCCGCUUUGGCAUCCUCGAGAAGUGCAGUCACAUUUUCUGCCUCAACUGCAUCCGGAAGUGGCGUGGCUCCAAGCAGUUUGACAGCAAGACCGUCCGGGCAUGUCCAGAAUGUCGAGUUCCGUCGGACUUUGUGACACCAAGCAGCUUUUGGGUGGACAUGGGGGAUGAGAAGGACAAAUUAAUAGCAGACUACAAAUCCGCUAUGAGUGCGAAGCCAUGUCGGUACUUCCAGGAGGGCCGGGGGGAAUGUCCGUUUGCGGGCGCCUGCUUCUACAAGCACAUGUACCCAGACGGAAGAAAAGCCGUCAUGCCACCUCCACGGCCGCGGCGCAGGCAAAACCACAACGGUGACCUCGAGAUCAUGGAGCGCCUCUACCUGUGGGACUUCCUUGACGUCGCCGACAGUCACAUGUUCGCGCCUUUCAACUUGGAAGAUGUGUUCGAGAUCCUCUCGGAGACCGAAGAUUCAGACUCUGACUGGAGUGACAUUGACAUCCUCUUGAACUGAAGACUUGUCCCACCCACCACCGGCUGUCGAUGCGGCAGCUCUGCGCCCUAUGCCCUGACCGGUCCCUCUAAAAAAAAAAAAAGAAAGAAGAGAAAAGGGGGAACGCACAAAAAUGCACUUCUUUACGGUCCUCAACAUCGCCCACUUUAUUAGUCCUUCCAGAACCGCCACAAAUCGGGCGACACUUUUUUUUUUUAGGGGCGACCGCCAAAAUCGUGCACACGCGUGCCUGCAUCGCCCGAAAACUAUGCUGUGAUUUGUUUUUGUUCUAUUGCUUUGUCGCCUCUCCAAUGGGUGCUAGGCAAAUUUAGACAAAAGAGAUAUAUUAUUACUACUACUACUACUCCACUCGCCGUGCUCAAGAGCCCGCGGCAGUCCCCUUCCCCAUUUUGUUUCUUUGCACAGAAAGAAAACGAAAAAAAAAAAAGAAAUAAGAAAGUUUGGGGGUAUUUUUUUCGUUUUUGCAUUUUCUUGUUGAGAAUUGUUUCAAGAUAGCUCUUCUUCUAUGACAUACUUGCGAAGAAAUCUUGACUUCAUCGAGCUGUUAGCUUCAUUUUUUUUCUUACUCACUCAUUGCAGGGCCUGCUUGUUUUUUUCUUCACAUUAUAUCAAUCAUGACUAGCGAAGAGAUGUCCAGUUAUUGCUCCCCCCCCUCCCCAUGUUUCUUGCACCAAAGGCUGAGAAUUAAAAAGAAAAUAAAAGAAAGCAGCAGCUUACUAGAGUAAGAUAAACUAGAUUUUUUGAGAGAUUUACGACACACCCGAGAUGACAGAUAAGUCAGAUGCACAAUAAACAUUUAACUACGCCUUGUUCCUACGGCUCCCUUCGUGUUUUGUGUGUGUGCGUGCGUGCAGCCCAGCCCAGUAUUCCACUGCAUGCCUCUCUAACGAAGUGAGGCCGUAAUAGUAAUCUUCGUUUUGUGAUCACUGUUAUCCUGAGGUGUGGCAUACUUUCAGACCACUCCCCCCCCCCCCCCCUCCCCCACCACUACUCCUGGUCCCUUUAUCCAUCUUGAAGUACAAUGCAUAGUGUGCCUAUCUUUACGAGAGAAAGAGAAGUUGUUGCAGUGUUUUACGGUGAUGCUCGCUUAUUUAUUGCCAUGUUCUCGGGAGUUCGUUCUUGCGACGGCUGCGGCUGCGUCCCGAAGAGACAGCAGCCAAGCCUAGGCUUGUGUACAGGUUAUAGAGCGCUCAAUGAAGGAGAGCUUACAGGAGGAAUGCGUAGUUUUAUUGAAGGGGAUAGUCUUUGGGACUAGGACAGAUAUGUUUUGAGGAAGGAAGCAAUGGUAUGGCAUGCCACUGCACGCAACCUUUUUUUCCCAGUCAUUCUGAGUGGUGUGCGCGGCUGGUUUAGAGCUUGCAAAUGAUUUGUGCGAACUGGCAUGGAAUAAAGCUAGUGUCUCUACAGCA